Messenger RNA from Exaiptasia diaphana, 2131 nucleotides. RefSeq names its product von Willebrand factor A domain-containing protein 5A-like. The record is from RefSeq and is a predicted model, not a curated record. Lineage: Eukaryota; Metazoa; Cnidaria; Anthozoa; Actiniaria; Aiptasiidae.
GCAGACGUUCCAAGCGCCGCUUGGAACGUCUGCUACGAAGGCUACAUACAGUGUGCGCAGAAUGCAGUUUGCCACAUUUCGCAGUUAAUGAAUGUCUUUAGUUUUCUAGACAAAUCACCAGAUAUUGUGCUUAUGAAAGCUGAUAAUUAAAUGUCAAGAAAUAAUUGAUGUUUUCAUUCAAAACGACAUUUUUUGCAAGGUAGUUACAAAUUGCAGUUAUGAAUUAUUUUCCACGUCAUGAUCCAUUGCGUAGCAGGCCACUUCAUAAGUUAUUCCUGUUUAUCGGCAAGGUCAAGUUCUACAACUUUUAGCACGAAUACUACCCCCACUGCAAAUUAGUUCUGAACUAUAUCAUUCUUAGAGUAAGGAGGAUGAUAAAAUAAGGAGGAUGAUAAAAUGCCAGUGGUCAAGCCUCAAAAUAAUCAAAACAUCUUUCAUUUGACAUCAUUUGGAAGAGAUUUUGCAGAGGUUGGCAAAUCGUUUAUUUCGCCUCCCCUGCCUCCCCUCCCCAACUAUUUAAGACAKGAUGUAUUGAUACUAAAAAUAGUACACGGAAGAUAUAAUAGCAAGGAUAAAAGCACGAUAGUCAGUUAGAAACUUCUAUUACAUGCAAACAACUUUCAUCGCGGAAGAAGAAGUUGCUUAGUCUCGAGCACAUUUAAUUGAUAAGAUGCGUUACGGAUUUAUCAAUAAAAAUGGACCCUCCGAAGUCCCUCUGGAGAAGAUACAAAUCCAAAGCUCCCUCAAAGGUUUCACAGCCGAAGUGGUCGCGAYCAUGGAGUACAAAAACAAUUCUGAUAAUCCCAUAGAAGCCAUGUAUGUSUUUCCAGUCGACGAGGAAGCUGCCGUGUGUGGAUUCCAAGCCACUAUUGAUGGAAGAACUAUCGUAGCUGAGAUCCAAGAAAAGCAAGAAGCCCGAGAUACGUACGACGAUGCCAUCAGUAGUGGACAUWRKGCAUUUCUACUGGAAGAGAGCGACGAGAGUUCGGACAUCUUUCAGAUCAAUGUGGGAAACUUGCCGCCACACCAGUCCGCUAGCAUUGAGCUGACGUUUGUGACUACCCUCAAAGUCAUUAAGGUUCUCCAGAAUGCCCUCCAACCAGCCCUUCUUUUGACUGCGGUAACUUGGGACCUUCCAGAAGGGUGCAGUGUGGAGACUAUCCCACAAGAACUGCCACCCAUCUUCAGUGGCAACAGUCUUAUCAUAUAUGGUUUGGUGUCUGGUGAUUCAAGUAUCAAGGGAUCAGUCGCUGUUAGCGGUUUAUUGGCAGUCGGAUCGACAAAUAGAAACAUCAAGCACAAAGUCAGUCUGGAAGCCCUUAAUUCAAACGACAAUAGCUACCUCCUUCAUCGUCUUGCAGCAAAAACCCUCAUCAAGGAGAAACAAGACGCCGACAUUUAUUCUAACCUGAAAUCAACCAAUGUUGCGUCGAAAUUGACGUCGUUUGUAGCUGUGGACAAAGAGAAUAAGAAGCCAAUAUUKUCCGAAACGGGGUCAGUGUUGUUAUGAUGCGUAUAGUGAUGAUGAUGACCUAUCUAAUGGAGAAGAGUUUUAUGAUGACACCAUAGCACGAGCAGCAGCUGUACCGAGAAGUAUGAAGAUGGCGAGUUUUGSUUUGUCGGAUCUUGACUGUGACUACGAGCAGUGUGCUACUGCAUCAUUGCCUGUACGUCGCCAUGCGAUGGGCUUGCCUAAGAGAGCAGCACCAAUGAAAAAAGGUUUUUCUUUUAGCCCAUUUUCAGGAUUCUUCAAAAGUACAUCUCUGAGAAAGAAAGCUUGUGAACCCUUGUAUCAGACGAGAUCUAGAUCCAAAGGAACGAAAGAAACUAAUGAAUACGAUGCAACCAUCGAAGAUUGUUUCUCUAGUGACCUCUAUUAUGACAUGGAGAUUGAAGAAGCGUAUAAUCUGAAAGACGCUCGUGAGGACUUCCCUCAAGGCCACAACAUGGCUUCGAAAACGAGCUGGAAAAAAAAGAUGGAAGUAUGCGAUCCUCCUAUAUUAAAUCUUGGAGAUCGAAACAAGCUAAUGAUGACGACCAAGGAAUUGAAGAAUAUUGCUGUACGAUGAGUGAUCACUAUGUUUAUGGCUCAGCAGAGAUCGGGGCAGCGUCCUUUCAAGAACCUUCUAAC